Messenger RNA from Symbiodinium sp. CCMP2592, 1341 nucleotides. The record is from the annotation of a GenBank genome assembly. NCBI's taxonomy places the organism in Eukaryota, Dinophyceae, Suessiales, Symbiodiniaceae.
AUGCAAUCCGAAGCAACAGCUGCCAUUAUGAACGCGAGAGCUGAGACAGCCGCCGCGAUUCAGGGUGAGUCGUAUGCCGCCAUACAGGCGCUAAGAUCUGAAAACCAGCAGUUGGGUUCACGCGCUUCGGUGAUUCAGGGUGAAGCUGAGACGGUAAUCGGAAACCUCCGAACUGAGAACCAACAGCUAGGAGAGAUGAAUCGUGAGCUCAACCAGAGACUCGAAAAGCAAGCUAAGAUGCUCCUUGAGCAGCAAGAGUUAUCUAAGGCUAUGCAUCAACAGCUAAUCGCACCUCAGUCGCAUGUGCAAGCUGCCGAACCAAAGAACCCAAGCAUCCCUUCAUCGGCAAUCCCCGCGAGCUCUACCCAAAAUGGCGCGGAUCAGGCUGCGUCUGCAUUCAACGCAUUGCAGGCACUCGCGGGUGAGGUUGCGGGAACAAUGCGAAGGAUUGAACAGGCAAUUGAAGCUUCCGGUUCUAGUGGUUUCGUUGCCCCGGGUCCGGUUGAGUUUGGAUUGCCACCGUACCAAUGCAGCCGUAAGAGCAUCUUCACGGGUAGAUUGCAUUCCGCAACACCCGCUCCUCCGCCUCCUCCACCACAUUCUGCACCACAGAAACUCAAGCCCCAAGUCUUCGACAUAGCAGAUGAAGAUGACUUUGAUGAGCAUGAUGAAGAUGAGGAUGAUGAGGACGGAGAAGACUUCGAGGAUGAUCCUAUCGUCCCCGUUGCGGCUCACGAGCCUGAAGAUGACAGAGUUUACGAGUCCAGCAUUUAUAAGUACAAAGACCUGAAAGACAUCAAGCUUCCCCAAAUUCCGGGUUCUAGCGUUGAGUUCAGGGCUUACCGCAAUUCAGUGCUAACACAGAUCGCGUCAAUAGAUUGCAGCGGCAAAGCCGUCCUGUUGAAGUGGCUUCAAAAGAGCCUAGAUCCAUCAGGUAGCAUUGCAUCGACACGGUCGCUUCAGCAGGAUUGUGAGGGUUUGCCUAGACUUGAUGGGUGGAUCUCCGCAUGUAUUAGUGAUGCGAAACACCUAAAAGGUGAAUGGGGAUUGCAAGCGCAGUCGUACUUGGAAAGAUGUCAUGCGUCUGGAACGAUGCCAUCGGGUCGUGCACUCUUGUCCGUUCUUAGCAGAAGAUACCGGAUAGAUAAAGUGCGCGGGCCAUUGGUGACAUUACAAUCCUUGUUCGAUUUAGAGCCUGACUCAUUUUCCUACCAAUCGCUUGUAGCCUUCAAACAACGCGUCGAGUGGCUUGCCGGAGCGGCAAUGGCCGGACGCCGAAACAAUGUUUUCCUGGAUCUACUCACGGCUAAAGGGAUGCAGGAUGCUUUCACGCACCAUUGA